GCCUCGCAGCGUGCAUCUUCGCCAGUCAUGUCCCUCGCAGGCUCCGGUCUGCUCUACCUCCUGGCCAAUCAGCGUGCUAGCUGUGCCCUCGUGGAGGAAGCGGCGGGGGCGGCUACGCCUGCGCAGAGGUAGCUAUUUGGGAACGGAGCGGCUUAUUCCAAGAUGGCGGAGCGCGGCUACAGCUUCUCCCUCACCACGUUCAGUCCUUCUGGAAAACUUGUUCAGAUUGAAUAUGCUUUGGCUGCAGUGGCUGCAGGAGCUCCAUCGGUUGGAAUUAAAGCUGCAAAUGGAGUGGUGUUGGCAACUGAGAAGAAGCAGAAGUCCAUUCUUUAUGAUGAAAGGAGUGUCCAUAAAGUAGAACCAAUUACCAAACAUAUAGGUUUAGUGUACAGUGGUAUGGGUCCAGAUUACAGAGUACUUGUGCACAGAGCUCGGAAGCUGGCCCAGCAGUAUUUCUUGGUUUAUCACGAGCCCAUUCCAACAGCUCAGCUAGUACAGAGAAUUGCUUCUGUGAUGCAGGAAUACACGCAAUCUGGUGGUGUUCGUCCAUUUGGUGUAUCACUGCUAAUAUGUGGCUGGAAUGAAGGGCGGCCCUAUUUGUUUCAGUCAGAUCCAUCUGGAGCUUACUUUGCAUGGAAAGCAACAGCAAUGGGAAAAAACUAUGUCAAUGGGAAAACAUUCCUUGAGAAAAGAUACAAUGAAGAUUUGGAGCUUGAAGAUGCCAUUCACACAGCUAUCUUAACACUAAAGGAGAGCUUUGAAGGGCAGAUGACAGAAGACAACAUUGAAGUUGGCAUCUGUAAUGAGGCUGGUUUUAGGAGGCUCACUCCGACUGAGGUUAAGGACUACUUGGCUGCAAUAGCCUAGUAGAAAGUGAGCAAGACUGUGUGGUACACACAAAGGUCUUUUUAAUUUUGGCUACUUCAAUGUUUUUGUUUGCAGUUUUUGCAUACUUAUUUCUACAUGGUUUGUCUGAGAGAUUUUUUAAAUAUCAUGCAACGGUCCUAAUAUUGUAAUACAUGGAAUCUUAUUACAGAUGAUUCUUUCCCGUGGUACAUGAAAUCUUUGUACGCAAAAUACUGUACAAAAUGUAAAGUUACAAUGACAGCUUGAAAAAGGCUAAAGAAUAAAAUUUGAAGGCCACUGUUUUGGGGGAA
Molecule: messenger RNA, 1157 nt
Organism: Columba livia (rock pigeon)
Lineage: Eukaryota; Metazoa; Chordata; Aves; Columbiformes; Columbidae
Gene: PSMA2
Product: proteasome 20S subunit alpha 2
Exons: 8
Coding region: 163-867 (234 amino acids)
Biological process (GO): ubiquitin-dependent protein catabolic process; proteasomal protein catabolic process
Cellular component (GO): proteasome core complex; proteasome core complex, alpha-subunit complex
Source: RefSeq, a predicted model, not a curated record